AUGGCGACAGCGGCGGCGGCGGCGGCGGGGGAUGCGUCAGGCGGGCAGACGGCAGUGAGUGCCGGCCGGAACGGCACCACCAGCACCGCCGCCGGCCCGGACGUGACGGAAACCGGCAAGUCUGCCAGCCGCGAGGGGACGGUGCGGCUGACGUCACGCGGGAUCGUGUGGACGGACGACGAGGUCGAGCGCGUGCUGACGGCCGCGCGGGAGCGCAUCGGGCCGUGCCACGUGGACAUGAUGACGUGGCGGCGCGCGAUCCACGCGUAUCCUGAGCUGUCGUUCGAGGAGGAGCGGACGGCUGAGAUGGUGGCGGGAUUGCUGGCGGAGUGGGGGUAUGACGUGGACAGGAGCCUCGGGAGUACCGGCGUGGUGGGGACUCUGACAGUGGAGGAGGGGGGAAGCGCGGAGGGUGGAGAAGCUGAGGAGCUUCCGCCGGCCAUCAUGCUGAGGGCGGACAUGGACGCGCUGCCCAUGGAGGAGGGCAACGCGUUUGAGCACCGCUCCCAGCGCAUCAGCACCAUGCACGCAUGCGGGCACGACGGCCACACUGCCAUGCUGCUGGGAGCAGCGCGGUACCUGGCAGAGCACCGCCCCUUCAGAGGGCGCAUCCACGUGGUGUUCCAACCCGCCGAGGAGGGCACGCCCACACACAACCAAUACGGGCGGGAGGGAGGGGGAGCACUGGCCAUGCUUGAAGAUGGGUUGCUCGAGAAAUACCCCGUGCGGGCUGCAUUCGGCAUGCACAACUGGCCAGGGCUGCCAGUGGGGCGGUUUGCAAUCCACUCGGGUCCGGUGAUGGCGGGAGUGGACAACUUCCACAUCACGGUGGGGGGCACGGGCUGCCAUGCCGCCAUGCCACACCUGGGAGGGGGUAGUGACCCCGUGCUCGCUGCUGCUAACCUCGUCACCAACCUGCAGGCGUUGGUGAGCAGGGUGGUGGAUCCACAUGACAGUGCGGUGGUGAGCGUGACGCAGAUACACGCAGGGGACGCCUUCAACGUCAUCCCUCCCUCCGCGGAGGUGAAGGGCACGCUGAGGACGUACCGGGGGGAGACGAGGGAGGCGAUGAUGCGAGGCAUAGAGCGCAUGGCACAGGGCGUCACUGCUGCUCAUGGCUGCACGGCCACGGUGCGGUUCUGUGACCACUUCCCCGCCACUGUCAACACGCCCAGGGAGGCACAGGAGGCGGCAGCAGCGGCACGGGCAGUGGUGGGAACAGCUUUGGUAGACCUGGACUCGCGCGCGCCCUCCAUGGGCGCCGAGGACUUUGGAUACAUCCUGGAGAGAGUGCCUGGUUGUUACCUGUGGAUAGGCAACGGCCCCACAGAAGGAGGCUGCAUGCUGCACAAUCCCUUGUACGAUUUCAAUGACGAUAUUCUUGCACUGGGGGCGAGCUACUGGACUUGUCAGCUGAGGUUCUCACGUUCGCGGGCCGCCAUGGCCUCUCAGUUAGCCUGGCGGACGGCUGCCACCUCGGCGCGUCGCGGCUUGAGAGAAGGCCAGCGUAUCGUGGCUUCAAUGACGUCAUCUUCUCUUGUCCCUGUUGUGAGCGACGUCGCCUCGGGAUCUCCGAGUACCUCGAGAGCAUCUGGACCGUCCGAUCACAUCGAUCUGUCCCCGUUACAAACCGUCGAUCAAACUCUUCAAUCCCCACCGCCAUCAAUCAUGCUGACGUCAUCCUUCCCGCUCCGCCAUCCCCUUACCGGUUCCAUCUCCGCGCGCAUCCCUUGCGCGGACGCGAUCGCUGGGGGCUUCAUUGCGCUCAGGUCGCAGCCACGUGGCGCUGCGCCAUUCCACUCCACCGCGCUCCCAGCAGCAGCAGCCAGCGCGGAUCAAAAUGCGGGCGGCGGUGGCGGGGGGACGGGGGGAGGCGGAGCGGAAAAGGGAGGCGGAGGGGAGGGGCGGAAGGAGGAGGACGGGGAGUGGCGGCAGUGGAUUCAGCAGGCGCUGUCCAAGGAUGGGGAGGGGGGAGGCAAGGAGGGCCGCGAGCAGCAGGCACGCAUGGCAGUAGCCAAGCUAAGCAGGCAAUCAGGCGCGGCCCAGCCCCCCUCCGCCUCCCCUCCCCUCCGGCCUCCCUCCCACCGCUUCUCCUCUCCCCCCUCCGCCCCCUCUUCCUUUUCCCCCUCCUCCUCUUCCCUCUCUUCCCAAGACUUUGAUGAGUUAGAGGCGUUGAUUGGGCCUGAUGAGGAGGACGAGGAGGAGGAGAGGAGGGGAGGGGGGAGAUUUGGGGGAGAGAACAGGGGAGGGAGGACAGUGGGAGGGGGGAGAGGGAGAGGAGAGUUGGUAGAGGAAGGGGAAGAGAGCUAUGGGAGAGGCGGUCGCGCAGGGGGGUACGGGGGGCGGAGUGGAGGGAGGAGGAGCUGGGGAGAGGGGGAGGAGUGGGGGGGUCGGGCAGGAGGAAGCGGGGAAGGGGCAAGGGGGAGGUAUGGGGGUGGGGGGGAAGCCGGGGGCGCAGCUGGAGGGGUGGGGAGCUGGGGGCGGGGGUCGGGCAGGAGGAAGCGGGGAAGGGGCAAGGGGGAGGUAUGGGGGUGGGGGGGAAGCCGGGGGCGCAGCUGGAGGGGCGGGGGCGGGGGGAUGGGCGUUGGUCCAUGGCAGGGGGUGGCGGAGGUGGAGGCGGAGAUGGUGCUAUCAGACCGGGCGAUGAGAGCGGUGAGAGAGGUGGACCUGGAGGAGGGCGAGGAGACCUUCCAGUUCCGCCCUGACCGCAUCUACUACCCGGGGCAGACCUACUCCGCUGAGGAGCUGGACAUAUCCCAGCCCCUGCCAGACGGCACGGGGGACUUGCGGCGCAAGCUGCCCGUCCCCACCACCAAGGAGACUCUCCGCGCUGCUGACUUCCGCAAUGCGCGUUUCCUGUCACAAUUCAUAUCUCAAACCGCCAAAAUCAAACCCACAAACAAGACUCGGCUUUCUGCCAAGGCGCAGCGCCGUGUGGCUCGGGAGAUCCGAACCGCACGAGUCUUUGGGCUCAUGCCAUUCACGCAGGCGGGCCGACCGCCGUUUAGGUUCGGCAAGGACCCGAACCUGGAGUCAGGGGAGCCGGAGGAGGAGGAGCUUGAACUGGCAGCGGCAGUUGAUGACGUGAAGGAGCUCAAGGCCAUGGCUGCGAGAUAG
Closterium sp. Yama58-4 is the source of this 3117-nucleotide messenger RNA. The record is from the annotation of a GenBank genome assembly. Lineage: Eukaryota; Viridiplantae; Streptophyta; Zygnematophyceae; Desmidiales; Closteriaceae.